This is a messenger RNA of Pleurotus ostreatus (oyster mushroom), 546 nucleotides long. RefSeq lists its product as uncharacterized. The transcript has 3 exons. Bases 1 to 546 code for a protein of 181 amino acids. The record is from RefSeq and is a predicted model, not a curated record. NCBI's taxonomy places the organism in Eukaryota, Fungi, Basidiomycota, Agaricomycetes, Agaricales, Pleurotaceae.
AUGGCUUCCGACGGUCCUACAAAUACUUCCACUACUACUCAGUCUAAGAUAGCCACACUCGCCUUGCGUAAAGUCCGCAAAUUGAACUCACAAGUCAAAGAGCUUGCUCAGCGAUGCGCGGACCUGGAGCACGUCGUCGCACAAGCGGAAGCAGAAGGACGCCUAUCAGAUUAUCGGCCCACAAUUCCAACCCAACUGUCCCCUCGCAAUAAAUUGAGCAAGAAGCGGAAAGUAUCUGGUGCAGAACGGCGAGCGUCACGAACGGAUAACGACAGGCGGUUAGCGUUAUUGGGCGCAUAUGUCGCCUCUCUACGUGUUGAACGAGCUUCUCGAUUGAUGAAUACCCUUGCGAAAAGGCGGGCGUCUGACGCUAUUGUCAUUGCUUCCAGGAAAGAAGACGCAGAUGAAACGCGUACCACCGAAGGCGGCGUCGGAAGCCAUUCUGGUAACGUACCUACCACUGGCGCAGAGGGCUACACAAUGGGUUGCGAGCUGAAACGAAGUGUGUUCCUAGACAGAGAAAGUACAAGCGGCAUAAGAUCUUGA